UUGUUUUAAGAAUAAAAUAGUUUUGAAGUAAAAUAAAGUUGUUGCCUUUUAUUAAAUUCAAAGACUUUAAUUUGUAAUAACAACACGCAACCUAACAAGACAGUGUAUAAACAGAGAGUACUUUAACUAUUAUACUGAAUGUUGUAUUAGUUUGGUCUGCCUAUUUCUUAAUUGGGAUCUCCGGCACCUGCAACCUUUGUGACAUCAAACUUAACAAAAAAUAACGUUAUGGACCAAGUUUUAUGAGAUUUACAUAUGUUAAACAUAAAACAAUGUGUACUACUUUUUUAAAUAGGAAACCAUUAAAUAACAAUAUUAUAUGCUUUACAUUUUAGAGUACGACUUAGACUGUGGUAAAAAAAAAUAUUAAAUAUAAAAGUUGGGUGUUGUUAUUAUCUAUUGGCAACAUACGCCUUAGUUACAGAAAGUUACCUUGUUAUCUGCAUGGAAUAAAUAUACAUGGCAAGCAUAGUACUUAUAGCUUGCCUGGCUAUAUUGGGAUUAAUUAUUGCAAUCGCUCUUUUUCUGGCUGGAGGAUACUUGUGGUGGAGGCAUAAAAGAUCACAGUUACAGUUUAUUGAACCCAAUGAAGAUGAGGAAUCUAGUAGUUAUAGUCUUCGGGCUGCUCAGGAUAUUGUUGACUCUGGUAAUCCACCUACAAAACCGCAAGUGCCAGUGACACAUGCUAUCACGACUCCUCUUCAAAAUAAUAUUAACAGGAAAUUAAAUGGAUUUUUAAGCCUUAGAACUCCUUUGAUUGGCGGGUCGGGGGCCUCUCAAACGAAACCGCAAAUCAUUUCUUCGCUUGGAAAUCCUGGAGAUGGGACUACGAAAGAUUCUGCAAACAAAAGUAUCUCAAUGACAGACAUGUAUUUGGAUAGCACCGAUCCAAGUGAAAAUGUUGGGCAAAUACAUUUCUCCUUGGAGUAUGAUUUCCAAAACACAACAUUAAUUUUAAAAGUUCUGCAAGGAAAAGAGCUUCCAGCAAAAGAUUUGAGUGGUACUUCCGAUCCAUAUGUUCGUGUAACGCUGUUACCAGAUAAAAAGCAUAGAUUGGAAACCAAAAUAAAACGGCGAACCCUAAAUCCACGAUGGAAUGAAACAUUUUAUUUUGAAGGUUUUCCAAUUCAAAAACUUCAAUCACGUGUUUUACACUUACAUGUUUUUGAUUACGAUCGGUUUUCAAGAGAUGACUCUAUAGGGGAAGUAUUUCUUCCUUUAUGUCAGGUUGACUUUGCUGGAAAACAAUCUUUUUGGAAGGCUUUAAAGCCCCCUGCAAAGGAUAAAUGCGGAGAACUUCUCUCUUCCCUUUGCUAUCACCCGUCGAACUCAAUUUUGACUUUAACACUAAUUAAAGCGAGAAAUUUAAAAGCCAAAGAUAUCAACGGAAAAUCUGAUCCCUACGUAAAGGUUUGGCUACAGUUUGGCGAUAAAAGGGUAGAAAAAAGAAAAACGCCUAUAUUUACGUGUACAUUAAAUCCAGUAUUUAAUGAAUCGUUUAGUUUUAACGUACCAUGGGAAAAAAUAAGAGAAUGUUCUUUGGAUGUUAUGGUGAUGGAUUUUGAUAACAUUGGAAGGAACGAGUUAAUAGGACGAAUAUUAUUAGCUGGAAAAAACGGUUCUGGAGCAUCGGAAACAAAACAUUGGCAGGAUAUGAUCUCAAAGCCCAGACAAACUGUAGUACAAUGGCAUCGCUUAAAACCUGAGUAACUUCAAUACGAAUUCCUUAAUAGCGUUUAAUUAACACCAGUAGAUAUACCGGAGAACACCGUACAUUGAUGGAUGUAGAUACAUACAUACAUUAGUUUAUUUAUAGUUGCUUUUAUAGCAAUGUCAUGCCAGAAUAAUGUAAAAACGAAAAUAAUUUAAAUCUGCACAAAUUAAUGUUAUAUUGUUUACAAAAAUUUUAACUUUCGAAACAGCCAUAAAACUAUAAUGAAGUAUUUGUUCUGAUAAGAGCAAUAGUUUUGUACGUGCUUAAUACAUAUAUAUUAUAUAUAUAUAAUACUUAUAACAUAUAUAUAAUAUAUAUAUUUUUUGUAAAGACAUUAUUAUUAUACAACAUAUUAUAAACGAUUGUACAUUUGUUCAAAAAUCCUGUUAAAAACAUUGUUGCACAAAGGAGUACCUCUUUUUGAUGGAAAAGUCCUUAAAGUUAAAAAGUACAUUUUUUCUUUUCCAUCACUUUAUUUUAUUGAAGCAUAAAGGGUGAUAAGAACAAACCAUUAAAAAACAUGACCAAGUGUAAUUUUCAAGUACUUUCUUUGGAAUGAUUUUACAUAUAUUUUCCGGAGUAUCAUUUGCUUUAAAUCUUGAGAAAAUAAUCUCUCAUAUUUUAGUCCUAAUACAGUUAAAAUUUUAUAAAUGAGUUUAAAAAGAGUUACGUGGUAGAUUAUUUUUAUCAAAUGUUUAAUUAACUAUUAUAAGUUGUAAUGCCUUAUUGAAAUUAUUGAUUUUGAUAUUCGAUUUCGGCAAAAAUUUUAUUUUUUAAUAAAAAAGUAUGUAAUAAAUCGUAAAAAGUUUUGUUUUUGAAUGAGAUCUUGGUAUCCUAAAAGGAAAUCGGAAACGGUACCGGUGUUGAGUUAUACAUUUUAUGCGAUAAGAAAGUUGGAUAUGGCUAUCGAUAUAUAUUCGCAAGAAUAUAUAAAGAAAUAUAAAGAAAAUCAUUUAAUUUAUGAAAAUGUAUAUAAUACGAUCGAAUUGUUAAAUGGUAACAUUAAAUAGUUAAACAAAAAUCAAGAAAAAUGAUUGUUACGCUGUUUUUAAAUUUAAAAAAAUGCAAAAAAAAGUUCAAUAUAAUAAUUAAUAUUCUUUACUCGCAUACGGUGCCGUAUAAUAGACAUGUAGGUUAUUUGAAUAGAGAAAGAUUGCAUUAGCACAAUAAACCAGAAAAUAAACCAUUUUUAAAAGUAACUAUAAAAAAUUAGCCAACCAUUGCCGGAAUAAGCGUCAACUGCGAGAACACAAAUUAUGAGAAAGUAAGAGAGAAGAAAGAAUUAAAAAAGUAUACACAUAAUUGAUAACUUAAACUGAGUUUAAAAAACGAAAAAUCGAAAAUACAACCCACCUUGAAAUUACAUAUUUGUUAUAUACCUGUUAAAAUAUUAUUAAAAUAAUUUAAUCAUAGCAGCAAAUAAAGCAUUAAAAACAGUCAA
Drosophila mauritiana is the source of this 3155-nucleotide messenger RNA. RefSeq names its product synaptotagmin-7 (gene Syt7). The record is from RefSeq and is a predicted model, not a curated record. The transcript has 9 exons. Bases 460 to 1710 code for a protein of 416 amino acids. Gene Ontology annotation, biological process: regulation of dopamine secretion; calcium-ion regulated exocytosis; cellular response to calcium ion. Gene Ontology annotation, molecular function: SNARE binding; calcium ion binding; clathrin binding. Lineage: Eukaryota; Metazoa; Arthropoda; Insecta; Diptera; Drosophilidae. Gene Ontology annotation, cellular component: membrane; synapse; axon.